Molecule: messenger RNA, 1160 nt
Organism: Astyanax mexicanus (Mexican tetra)
Lineage: Eukaryota; Metazoa; Chordata; Actinopteri; Characiformes; Acestrorhamphidae
Product: C-type lectin domain family 4 member E-like
Exons: 4
Coding region: 18-641 (207 amino acids)
Source: RefSeq, a predicted model, not a curated record
AUUAUGAGAUUUAAUCCAUGUUUCAACAUUACACCAGUUCUCUAAGAAUUUGGGGAUUUUUCUUGCAGCGUAAAGAAGCUAAAACUGUAAACUAUGAAAGUACAGCUGAGAAACUGAACUGUUUUUUUGAUGUACUAGAAACAGGAGAACAGUGUAAAGCACUGAAGGUCAAGUAUAGCAAGGUCCAUGAAGUCUUCUCUACCUGCACUGAAAGUCAGAAAUGUGCACGAUGUGGAGAAAACUGGAAGCGCUUCGGUGUGAAGUGUUACUUCUUUUCACCUGAUUUCCUGAACUGGACGAACAGUAGAGAUCGCUGUGUAAAGAUGGGAGGACAUCUGAUUAUAAUAACCAGCCAAGCUGAACAGACUUUUGUGUCUACGGGUCUUGGAAAACCUCACUGGAUCGGGCUGAAUGAUUUGGAGACUGAAGGAAAGUGGAUGUGGGUAAACAACCAACCCCUGACUGAUACAGGAGUAACAUUCUGGAGUACAAUUGCAGAUGGAGCAGAUGAGCCUAAUAACUGGAAAGAAGAAAACCCUGCAGGAGAGAACUGUGCUAGUCUGGGGGAUGAAAAAGGACGUUUUAGAGUAUGGUUUGAUGCUUCCUGCAGUAAAACAAGGAAAUAUAUCUGUGAAAAGUAAAAUACUUAUCAGAUUUGAACAUGGUAUAUCAGUUUUUCUUAUCACAGAUAAAAACAAAUCUUAAAAUCAGCUUAUUUUGAGAAAAGUCUGUUUCACAGUUUGACGAGAUUUUGUUUAAAUGUGUAAAAACAAGUUGUGUAAAUGUAUCAGUAAGAAAUGUACUUGCUGCAGUAAUUUUGGCCACUAGAGUGCAGUAUGUGAUUGUGAAGCAGUUUUUAUCCUACUCUGUUGCAGAAACAUAAUUGUUCCAUUAAACAGCAAUAUUAUUUUGUAACCUUAAAAUGUAAAGAAAAUAAUGUUUAUUGUCCUUUAAAUAUAUGUAUAACUGCCAACUGAACUCUGUGCACAUGGAACGGUGUUUCAUUGGGUGUUUUAUGCCUAUAAAAGCCAUUUAAGUAAAAAAAAAACUUAACUUUAUUCUUGUGUUCAAAUCUUGAGUUAAUCUCAUCAUGUCUACAUCUACACGUCACUGAACAAUUCAGACUAACCUUCAAUCUUUCACAAGAAAAUGUUAUUUUA